Carcharodon carcharias (great white shark) is the source of this 2161-nucleotide messenger RNA. Its product is annotated as zinc-binding protein A33-like. The record is from RefSeq and is a predicted model, not a curated record. Gene Ontology annotation, molecular function: zinc ion binding; protein binding. The transcript has 6 exons. Bases 25 to 1578 code for a protein of 517 amino acids. Lineage: Eukaryota; Metazoa; Chordata; Chondrichthyes; Lamniformes; Lamnidae.
AUAAGAUAAGGAACAGUGACGGAGAUGGCUGCCAGUAAACACAUCUUAACCCUGUCCGAGGAUUUAACCUGCUCCAUCUGCCUGUCUCUGUUUGUGGAGCCGGUGCGGCUGGACUGUGAGCACAACUUCUGUAAAUCCUGUAUCCAUAAGUGUUGGGGAAAGCAGAGUCAGGCUGUGUCCUGUCCGGAAUGUCGAGUGGUUUUCCCCCAGGGAAGUUUCACCAGCAACAGGGUGUUGGCCAAUCUCUGUGAGAAAACUCGACAGCUGAGAGUGGAGGAGAGUCUGUCUCCCUGUGAGGAACACGGGAAGAGGCUGAAUGAGGACACAGAGAGGGAGCAGUCUCACUGUGAGGAACACGGGGAGAAGCUGAUGCUGUUCUGUGAGGAGGAGGAGAUUCUGAUCUGUGCCGAAUGUGUCGAUUCUCCCGCACAUUCAGACCACAGGUUCCUGCCGAUACAGAAGGCAGUUCGAACGUACAAGGACCAGCUGAAAUCAUCGUUGGAUUCCAUGGAGAAUGAAAAGAAAGAUAUCAGUGAAUUAAAACAGCAGCAGGCGAGGAAGAUUUCCGAACUGGAAGAAUUCACUGGAUCCCUGGAGCAAGACAUCUCUGCACAGUUUGCUAAAAUCCAUCAAUAUCUUGAAGAGAAAGAGAAAGAUUUAAUCAAAGAGCUGAGGAGACAAAAGGAGGAAGAUCUGCGACCAAUGGAGGAGAACCUGAAAAGAAUUGAAGAGGAACUGACGUCACUUGAGGAGAAGAUAUUGAACCUUUGUGUAGACAUCGAGCAGCAAGAUGAUAUCUCUUUUCUCAAGGAGCUGAAAAGAUUGAGAGAAAGCUAUGGGUUAAAGAUGAGAAAGUGGGACAUGCUGAGAAUCUUUGGGGUGAAGCAGACAGCAAGAAAAUCUAAGAUCCAGAUGAAGACGACACUGGAGCUUCAAAGAUCGAAAUACACAGGAUUUCAAGGCCCGUUACUCUACACAGUGUGGAAGAAAAUGAAACAGGCCAUCUCGCCAGUUGCUGCCGUGCUGACCCUGGACCCACACACAGCUCAUCCUGACCUCAUUAUGUCUGAAGACCUGACCAGUGUGAAAAGCAGCAACAGAAGAAACCCGAUGCUUCCUGAUAAUCCGGAGAGAUUUGAUGUGUGUCUUUGUGUCCUGGGGUCACAGGGAUUCACAUCAGGGAAACAUUACUGGGAGGUGGGGGUCAGAGACAAAACUGACUGGGACGUGGGUGUGGCCAGAGAGUCAGCCAAUAGGAAGGGUAAGAUAACACUGGGUUCUGAACACGGUUACUGGGCUUUGUGGUUGAGAAAAGGGAAUGAAUAUAAAGCUGUCGAAUCAGUCACCCUGACCCCAAGUGUAAACCCCAGGACCAUCGGAGUUUACCUGGACUAUGAGGGAGGACAGCUGACCUUUUACAAUGCUGAUGAUAUGUCCAUUCUCCACACUCUCACUGACACAUUCACUGAGAAACUCUUUCCUUAUUUCUGGGCUGGAUCAUACAGCCAUGGUAAAAAUGCUGCUCCUCUUAAACUGCGUCAUUUUGAACAGUUGAUUUCUAAAUGUGUCAGAUAUUAAGGGAAAUGGUGUUGGGAAGGGAGAGCAUCAGAGGGUAGUGGUGGGGGCUGGGGGUUGCGGGUGCGGGUGUUGGAGGAAGGUAAAACUAAAAUGUCAUGAAAUGUGAUCCCAGGCCAUUGUGAAGAAACAUGACCAUUUUUGAGGUUGUGGGUCACGAACUUGUCUGCGUCUCGCUCUCACACUGUCACUGGGAACACAAUUGAAAAUUAAAGCUGUCUGGCUGUGAUCCCCAGGGUCCUGGAAACCCUUGAACUAACUGGAGACAGGAGGAGUUUGGUUGAGCAGGAAGUGCUUUUCCACUCCUAGGUGAGCUUCCAACUUCAUAUCCCCACCUCCACUAAAACCGUCCAUGUCCACUGUAACAACACCUGACUUUGUCCCUGUCUUAGCUCAUGUGCUACUGAAACUCUCAUUCAUGCCCUUAUUACCUCUCGACUUGAUAUUCCAAACCAAUCCUUGCUGGUCUCCCACAUUCUACCCACCAUAAACUUAAUCAAUAUUUUGCCUCAGUUUUCACGGUGGAGGACACUAGUAGAACCCCAAUAGUAACAGGUAGUACAGAGGGUAUAGAGAAGGGGGAACU